AUGGCCCACCAAGCACAUGCAUAUCAUAUAGUUGACCCCAGUCCUUGACCACUCACAGGAGCAGUCGCUGCCCUGCUCGUAACCUCCGGUACCGCAAUCUGAUUUCAUUUCAACUCCACAAUUUUAAUAUCCUUGGGAAUAAUGCUCCUCCUUCUCACCAUAUACCAGUGAUGACGAGAUAUCAUUCGAGAAGGGACAUUUCAGGGCCAACAUACACCCCCCGUCCAAAAAGGUUUACGAUAUGGUAUAAUUCUAUUUAUUACCUCAGAAGUUUUCUUCUUCUUAGGAUUUUUCUGAGCCUUCUACCAUUCAAGCCUUGCACCUACUCCUGACUUAGGAGGAUACUGGCCACCAUCUGGCGUCUUAGCUUUAGACCCUUUCGAAGUUCCCCUGCUCAACACAGCUGUGCUUCUCGCCUCUGGAGUAACAGUUACUUGAGCACACCAUAGUAUUAUGGAAAUAGACCGAAAACCAGCAGUUCAAUCUCUUGCCCUAACCAUUCUGCUUGGUUUCUACUUUACAUUUCUCCAAGCAUUGGAGUAUUUUGAGGCACCAUUUGCCAUUUCGGACGGGGUUUAUGGCUCAACAUUCUUUGUGGCAACUGGCUUCCAUGGUCUCCAUGUCAUUAUCGGAUCAACUUUCCUGGCGGUGUGCCUUCUCCGCCAAAUCCAAUAUCACUUCACAUCUGAACACCACUUUGGAUUUGAAGCAGCCGCCUGAUAUUGGCACUUUGUAGACGUUGUGUGACUCUUUUUAUACAUCUCGAUCUACUGGUGAGGCUCAUA
Molecule: messenger RNA, 785 nt
Organism: Acanthopagrus latus (yellowfin seabream)
Lineage: Eukaryota; Metazoa; Chordata; Actinopteri; Spariformes; Sparidae
Source: the annotation of a RefSeq genome assembly